This is a messenger RNA of Arachis stenosperma, 510 nucleotides long. RefSeq lists its product as uncharacterized. Gene Ontology annotation, biological process: proteolysis. The record is from RefSeq and is a predicted model, not a curated record. The transcript has a single exon. Bases 1 to 510 code for a protein of 169 amino acids. Lineage: Eukaryota; Viridiplantae; Streptophyta; Magnoliopsida; Fabales; Fabaceae. Gene Ontology annotation, molecular function: aspartic-type endopeptidase activity.
AUGAACAAGGACUGCAAUGCCCUCAUUCAACCAGGGGCACCUACAAAGAAGGAGGAUCCAUGGAGUUUCCACAUCCCUUGUGCCAUAGAAGAAACAAUGAUUGACAAAGGGCUUUGUGACUUGGGAGCAAGCAUCAAUGUAAUGCCUCUCUCCCUCAUGAAGAGGCUCCAAAUCAAUAAACUAACUCCCACUGAUGUAAUUAUCAGAUUGGCUGACAAAACUCAAAGACAAGUAAUAGGAGUGGUUGAAAAUGUGCUGAUAAAGGUUGGGAACUACUACCUUCCCACAGAUUUUGUUGUUCUGGAAAUGGAUGAGAAUUCUAUCUACCCCAUUAUUUUGGGAAGACCAUUCCUAGCCACAGCCAGAGUACUCAUAGAUGUAGAGCGAAGAGAGCUGGUACUGAGGAUACAUGAUGAGCAGCUCACCUUCAAUGUCUUUAAACCCUCACAAGAAUCAGAUCAUGAUAACAGAGAGUUGAUGAAGGAGCCAACCAAGGAAGCAUUGAUGUAA